AUGACGGCCGCCAGCAGAGGCGCAUUCGCCGCCCUCGGGCGCAUACGACCCACCCCUAGAGUCUGCCAACAAUGCGCGAGGGUCCAGAUCCGAGCUCCAACUCCCUCGCGGGCGUACUCGGGCGCCGCCGCCGCCGCCUCGACGACGACUGACCCGACGACGACGACCACGGCGCCUCCUCCAAACGUCGGCAUUUCUCCUGAGCCCAAGACGGCGCGUCAGACGGGUCCCAACUACCAUAUCAAGGCCGGCGUGAUCCUGACGCGGGCGCCCCUCCUCACGCGACCCCUGACGGCCUUUGAGCAGGCCUACUUCUUCUACCAAAAGCGGCUCAACGAGCGCCUGUCGCUGCCCUUCAUCACGUCCGUCUACUUCAAGCCCGAUACCCCGGCGCUCAUCGAUUGGAACAUGAAGGUCAAGGACCGACAGGGCACCGUGGCAAAGGAGCUCGGCGUGUACAACGGCAAGGCCUCGCAGGCGUGGGAUGACGAGCUGAUGGUCGGCGACGGGCUGAGCAACCACGACACGACGAUCGAUCUGCUGUUGAAGGACUCCGUCAUGCGCGUGAGUGACGACGCCGAGAUCAUCCCUGAGGAGGACCGGGCGCCUCCCGAGCCCCUCGCGCCGCGAGUGUCGGAGGCGGACCACAAACGCGACACGACAAGGCUGGACCGCGCCAUGGACCGCACUCUGUACCUGGUCGUCAAGAAGGUUUCCAAGGACGGUGCCAAGUGGGAGUUCCCCGCGGCUGGAAUGUCCACAGAAGAGAACCUCCACGAGGCUGCGCAGAGGAUCCUUGACGAGACGGCGGGUGUCAACAUGAACACGUGGAUGGUCGGUCGUGUGCCGGUCGCCGCCUACGUGAAGAAGCCUACGACCACCGAGGACAAGGGGCAAAAAACGUUCUUCCUCAAGGGCCGCAUCAUGGCGGGCCAGGCGGACCUGUCGGCCAACAAGCACCAGUACAAGGAAUUCAAGUGGUUGACGCAGGAGGAGCUCCAGGAGGUGCUGGAGCCCGGGUACUACCGCAGUGUACGAAACAUGAUGGUGGACCGGUAA
This is a messenger RNA of Colletotrichum graminicola M1.001, 1059 nucleotides long. RefSeq names its product NUDIX domain-containing protein. The record is from RefSeq and is a predicted model, not a curated record. The transcript is spliced from 3 exons. Gene Ontology annotation, molecular function: structural constituent of ribosome. Gene Ontology annotation, cellular component: mitochondrial large ribosomal subunit. The coding region runs from base 1 to 1059 and encodes 352 amino acids. NCBI's taxonomy places the organism in Eukaryota, Fungi, Ascomycota, Sordariomycetes, Glomerellales, Glomerellaceae.